AUGUCCGACGACCUCAAGAGGGCCCUCUCCUCCCUUCCCCCCACACACCCAUGGUCGCAUUCUCAUGUCCAUGCCAAGCCUCGGCUAUGGCUGAAACUGGGAAAUCAUCAUCGGACUGUCGUGGUGCUUGUUUCAUUUCGGGGAAUUGCUACGAUCAUCCCAGCCUAUCUAUCCAUCCUUGGUGGUAUGAUGAUUGUGACUCAACUAGCCCGAGUGACCGAUAAUCACGAUACUAGUAUUCCAACGUUAUCUAUCCAUUUCCAGGCAGCCUUGUCCCUUCCUGAAGAUACUCCAAACUUUCAAUCGCAUGGUCUGUGCCUGUGGGGUAGGCAGGGCCAGGGUGAACAAAGCAUGGGUUUCAGUCUACAAAUCAGACCUCGGAAGGCUUGCAUUGGGCUUGAAGACAAAUCGAAACGGGCAUUGGAUCACCGCUUCGUGGCAAAGCUGAAAGGUGGUCCCGUGGCUAUGGAGCCUGGAGCAGAUCGCUUGAUACUCGCUCGGCGCUGCCCAACCUGA
Molecule: messenger RNA, 516 nt
Organism: Aspergillus niger
Lineage: Eukaryota; Fungi; Ascomycota; Eurotiomycetes; Eurotiales; Aspergillaceae
Exons: 3
Coding region: 1-516 (171 amino acids)
Source: RefSeq, a predicted model, not a curated record